AUGGCGAACUCGUGUACAGCAUUUCUUCAUCCUUCUGCUAUCUGGCAAGCUUUACUUGUCUUUAUUUCUGUGGCUGCAGUUCGGGCUACAGAUGCUGGGGGCCAAGUUCAUGCUGUGGAUGUUGGGGGCCAAGGUCAGUGUCCUCCUUUCUCCUGUGGUAAUCUUCACAACAUAUCCAACCCUUUCCGUAGGCCAGGCGACCUAGAAGAGUGCGGUGUAAAAGCAUACGAGCUGGUCUGUAGCCAUGGCAAGGCAACAAUUCGCAUCAACACAGGGACAUAUUUUGUCACCAGCAUCAACUAUACCGAUCACUCCUUCUGGGUUGUGGACGCCAACUUGGAUAUGCACAGCAGCUGCCCUCUUCCUCGCUGGGAUCAGCUUCCUUACACUUAUGAUGGAUCGUACUGGACAAGUGGUUUGCAUUUCCAUUAUGAUUUAUGCACUGAGGAUACCGAUAUUUGGGCAUGCUUCGUUAAUUGUUCAAAGUCAAUAACAAAUAGUAGCAGUUAUUAUUUAAGUGGUUGCCUAGUCAACGAUCUUGAACCUUCUUGUGGAUACUUGGCCAUGACCCCCUUUGUCUAUAGAGGUAGCUGGCGUACGGAGUACCCGUUAGAGAAUGCCAGUUAUACAAAUAUCAUAGAAUAUGUAAGGAAGGGAUUUGCUGUUCGACUUCCUUAUGAUUCUUAUUCAGGCCGGAAUGCUUCUUGGAUAUUCAAAAGAUGCCGAAAUAAUUCAACCAGCUACUUCCAUGAGCAAUUAUUUGGCACAAGCAUCCUGAAUUGGACCCGUGCUUUCUUCUGGAGUGAAUCACAUUUCGUACAAUGUGUAUACUCAUACCAUACCCCAAAUCAUAUGUUCCAGUGGUUUGUGAUAGCCAUAGUGUCUGCUAUAAGUGUGGCCAAGUUAUAUUUUGUAUUAUGCAGGCUUGUACUCCCAGCACUGGUAGUAUUCACAUUCCUUGCCUACAAGUACUGGAAAACAAGGAUAACGAUUGAUGCAGUCGAGAAGUUCCUCCAGAUGCAACAACUGCUUGGUCCGAUUAGCUUUGGUGCCAUAUCAAGCAAAUCUGAUGUUUAUAGCUUUGGUAUGCUACUGCUGGAGAUGGCUGGAGGGCGAAGGAAUGCAGACCAAAAUACAGCCAACUCAAGUCGAGCAUACUAUCCUGCUUGGGUUUAUGACCGUCUAGCUGCACAAGAAGUUGGUGAGAUAUCUAUUGUGGCGGACAUGCAUGAGUUGGAGAGGAAGCUGUGCAUUGUUGGGCUAGGGUGCAUUCAGAUGAAGCCGCAGGAUCGUCCGACCAUGAGUGAAGUUAUAGAUAUGCUUGAGUGUGGCAUUGAUGGCCUGCAAAUGCCUUCUAGGCCAUUCUUCUGCGAUGAUCAUAUGGUUGAUAUAGAUUCUUACCAUUUCAUGUCAGAGCUGAAUGCAAUUGAGGAGGAAGAUGAUUGA
Miscanthus lutarioriparius is the source of this 1446-nucleotide messenger RNA. Lineage: Eukaryota; Viridiplantae; Streptophyta; Magnoliopsida; Poales; Poaceae. The record is from the annotation of a GenBank genome assembly.